Molecule: messenger RNA, 4095 nt
Organism: Xenopus laevis (African clawed frog)
Lineage: Eukaryota; Metazoa; Chordata; Amphibia; Anura; Pipidae
Gene: ddb1.S
Product: damage-specific DNA binding protein 1 S homeolog
Biological process (GO): protein ubiquitination
Cellular component (GO): cytoplasm; nucleus
Molecular function (GO): nucleic acid binding
Source: RefSeq, marked provisional
AAGUAGCCUCUUGGUCCGCCGUCUUCAUUUCUUUUCCCGCCUGUCGCUUCUGGAGUCGUUGCGACAGGCAUUCGCUUCAUAGCAGCCAUGUCGUACAACUAUGUGGUGACGGCUCAGAAACCCACAGCGGUCAAUGCCUGUGUGACAGGGCACUUUACAUCUGAGGAUGACCUGAAUCUGCUGAUCGCUAAAAACACCCGGCUAGAGAUUUAUGUGGUGACACCAGAAGGGCUGAGGCCUGUCAAGGAGGUUGGAAUGUAUGGCAAAAUCGCAGUGAUGGAGCUCUUCAGGCCUAAGGGUGAAAGUAAAGACUUGCUGUUUAUACUGACGGCUAAAUACAAUGCUUGUAUUCUGGAGUACAAACAGAGCGGGGACAGCAUUGAUAUCAUAACUCGUGCACAUGGCAAUGUACAGGAUCGCAUUGGCCGUCCUUCUGAAACUGGAAUUAUUGGGAUCAUUGACCCAGACUGCAGAAUGAUUGGUCUUCGUCUUUAUGAUGGGCUAUUUAAAGUCAUACCAUUAGAGCGGGACAAUAAAGAGCUAAAGGCCUUUAACAUUCGCUUGGAGGAGUUGCAUGUCAUCGAUGUUAAGUUCCUAUAUAGUUGCCAGGCCCCCACUAUAUGCUUUGUGUAUCAGGACCCCCAAGGCAGACAUGUCAAGACAUAUGAGGUUUCUCUGAGGGAGAAGGAGUUCAGCAAGGGGCCCUGGAAACAGGAAAAUGUAGAGGCAGAAGCCUCUAUGGUCAUUGCAGUUCCAGAGCCUUUCGGAGGUGCAAUUAUCAUUGGCCAGGAGUCCAUUACCUACCACAAUGGAGACAAAUACCUGGCAAUAGCUCCUCCAAUCAUCAAGCAAAGCACUAUCGUGUGCCAUAACAGAGUAGAUGUCAAUGGUUCACGUUAUCUGCUGGGUGACAUGGAGGGCCGUCUGUUUAUGCUUUUGUUGGAGAAAGAAGAGCAGAUGGAUGGAAGUGUCACACUGAAGGAUCUGCGUGUGGAAUUACUAGGAGAGACUUCCAUUGCUGAAUGUCUGACUUAUUUGGACAAUGGAGUUGUGUUUGUGGGUUCCCGCCUUGGAGAUUCCCAGCUAGUGAAGCUUACGACAGAGAGCAAUGAACAGGGAUCAUAUGUUGUUGUCAUGGAGACUUUCACAAACUUGGGCCCCAUUGUAGACAUGUGUGUUGUGGAUCUGGAGAGGCAAGGACAGGGACAGUUAGUGACCUGCUCUGGAGCCUUUAAGGAGGGCUCUUUGAGAAUUAUCCGAAACGGAAUUGGGAUCCACGAACAUGCCAGUAUUGAUCUUCCUGGGAUAAAAGGUCUUUGGCCUCUCAGAGUUGCUGCUGAUCGUGACACAGAUGACACUCUAGUUUUGUCUUUUGUGGGACAGACAAGAGUCCUAACGCUUACAGGAGAAGAGGUCGAGGAAACGGACUUGGCUGGCUUUGUUGAUGAUCAACAAACUUUUUUCUGUGGGAAUGUUGCACAUCAGCAGCUUAUUCAGAUCACAUCAGCCUCAGUACGGCUGGUAUCUCAAAACCCACAAAACUUGGUGAGUGAAUGGAAAGAACCACAGGGUCGGAAGGUUAGCGUCUGCUCCUGCAAUAGUCGCCAGGUGCUGCUCGCUGUGGGUAGAGUUUUGUAUUACUUGGAGAUCCACCCCGGGGAACUGCGUCAGACCAGCUGCACAGAAAUGGAGCAUGAGGUGGCCUGUCUAGAUGUCACACCUCUUGGAGGAAACGAUACUCUUUCCUCUCUUUGUGCCAUAGGGCUAUGGACAGAUAUCUCUGCACGUAUCCUGAGCCUUCCAGGCUUCCAGCUUUUGCACAAGGAGAUGCUGGGUGGAGAAAUAAUCCCACGUUCCAUCCUCAUGACUUCAUUCGAAAGCAGUCACUACUUGCUUUGUGCACUUGGAGAUGGUGCCCUUUUCUACUUCAGUCUAAACACAGACACAGGCCUUCUGAGCGAUAGGAAAAAGGUUACUCUGGGGACCCAGCCCACGGUACUCAGGACUUUCCGAUCUCUGUCGACGACUAAUGUGUUUGCCUGCUCCGAUCGUCCUACCGUCAUCUACAGCAGCAACCACAAGCUGGUCUUCUCGAAUGUCAACUUAAAGGAGGUCAACUAUAUGUGCCCCCUGAACUCUGAGGGAUACCCUGACAGCUUGGCCUUAGCCAAUAAUAGCACCCUGACUAUUGGAACCAUCGAUGAAAUACAGAAGCUACAUAUCCGCACAGUGCCCUUGUUUGAGUCUCCCAGAAAGAUAUGCUAUCAGGAAGUCUCGCAGUGCUUUGGGGUUCUUUCCAGCCGUAUUGAGGUGCAGGAUGCCAGUGGGGGUAGCUCCCCACUCAGACCUAGUGCAAGCACACAGGCGCUCUCUAGCAGUGUGAGCUGCAGUAAAUUGUUUUCUGGAAGUACAUCUCCACAUGAAACUUCUUUUGGGGAAGAGGUUGAAGUUCACAAUUUAUUAAUCAUUGAUCAGCACACAUUUGAAGUGCUGCACACACAUCAAUUCCUGCAAAAUGAGUAUACCCUUAGCUUGGUCUCCUGUAAACUGGGGAAGGAUCCAACCACUUACUUUGUAGUAGGGACUGCCAUGGUGUAUCCAGAUGAAGCUGAACCAAAGCAGGGAAGGAUCGUCGUUUUCCAGUAUAAUGACGGAAAACUGCAAACCGUUGCAGAAAAGGAGGUGAAAGGAGCUGUUUACUCUAUGGUGGAAUUUAAUGGAAAGCUGCUAGCAAGUAUCAACAGCACGGUACGACUCUACGAGUGGACUGCUGAAAAGGAAUUGCGAACAGAGUGCAACCACUACAACAAUAUCAUGGCUCUCUAUCUGAAAACGAAGGGUGAUUUUAUCCUGGUGGGAGACUUGAUGCGCUCAGUGCUGCUGUUGGCUUAUAAACCGAUGGAAGGAAACUUUGAGGAGAUUGCACGAGAUUUCAAUCCUAACUGGAUGAGCGCCGUGGAGAUUUUAGAUGACGACAAUUUCCUGGGAGCCGAGAAUGCUUUCAAUUUAUUUGUGUGUCAGAAAGACAGUGCUGCUACUACUGAUGAGGAGCGGCAGCAUUUACAAGAAGUCGGUCUCUUUCAUCUGGGUGAAUUUGUUAAUGUCUUCUGUCAUGGCUCCCUGGUAAUGCAGAAUCUGGGUGAGACCUCCCCGCCUACUCAGGGCUCUGUACUCUUUGGCACAGUUAAUGGAAUGAUUGGUCUUGUUACUUCACUUUCUGAGAGCUGGUACAAUCUGCUUCUAGAUGUUCAGAACAGACUCAACAAAGUAAUCAAAAGCGUUGGCAAGAUCGAACACUCAUUUUGGAGGUCAUUCCACACAGAGAGGAAGACCGAACCAGCCACAGGAUUCAUAGAUGGGGAUCUGAUCGAGAGCUUCCUGGACAUUAGCCGGCCAAAGAUGCAGGAGGUCAUUGCGAAUCUACAGAUCGACGACGGCAGUGGGAUGAAAAGGGAGACCACGGUGGAUGACUUGAUAAAGGUAGUUGAAGAACUGACGAGGAUUCACUGAGUUCCGGAAGUCCGGAAGAUUUCAAGCUUUUCUCCCCCUCCCCCCAGCCCCUCCUAUAGGCUUUGUUGAUGCUCCCCCAGCACCGUUGGGUUGGAGUUGGCCUUCCAUGGGGUUGGCCUUCUAUUAAUUCUGUCCGUGCCAAGGGGGUGUGUAUCUUGCUUUAAUGCCCUACACGCACUUGCACCCUUUGCUUUCAGAGGAGUGGGAGGGAUGGCAAAAAAAAAUUUGCAGGUCCCUCCACCAGCAAAAGGUUAAAUAUGGCUGUACAGAUUAUCCCUUCAACCCAUUUCCCUGCUGCAUUAUUAUUGUUGCUGCAAUCCUGUAACCAUAGGGUGUUUUUUUUUUUGUUUUGGUUUUGUAAUACAACAUUAUGUAAUAAGGUCCCACCCACAAGGGCCUUCUGCUUAGAAUGUAGAGUGUAUCAUCAGCGGGACAACAGGACAUUGGGCAUGUGACUGGGGGGCUCCAAGUGAUGUCAAGUUGCAGUGCCCACCCUACCAUUCCUCUUAACUAAGAAAAAAAAAGGGGAAAUGUAGUAGGUUAUUUUCUGAUGUUUUAGGAAAUAAACUAGACUGGAACUGAAAA